UUAAACCUAAGCAAACGAUAGCCUGGGGCUGUAAGUCACGGACGCUUUUCUAAGUGAGAAGACAGGAAGACCGGUGGGAAGUUUCCUCUCCAGGAGUCUCUGUGGAGAGACCAAGGCAUAGAAAUAGCCACCUGCCACCUGACCUGAAGCAGAAGCCAGUGACAGCCUCAAACAGGUCCACCAUGUGCAGUACCAGUGUGUGUGACCUGGAAGAUGUGCCCCUAGACGACGAUGACCCAGACAGCUUAGAAUUCAAAAUCCUGGCAUUCUAUGCCAAACACCAUGUCUUCAAGAGGCCCCCUGCUGUCACCUCACCCAAGAUGCUGAGAACAAGAAGCUUGUCCCAGCAGGGCCUGGGGAAUCGGUCAGCCGAGUCAUGGACACAGGUGUGGCCUUACAGAAAUUCCUCAUCCAGCGAGAAGGACAUAAACCUGGGCAAAAGAAAGUAUUCUUGGAGAGCACUAUUUGGAGUAACAGAGAAGGAGGAAGAGCCACAGAGCUCACCAAGGGAGAUCCGUGCUGAGGCCCAAGGACUAGUGGAAUUUCAGUCCGAAGGACCAGUGAUACCUCAGGCUGGACACCGCGGUCAGCAAUGGUCCAAGUCCCUUUCCAACGUGGCACAGCACAUGGAGAGUGAAGCUGUGGACCCCAGAGUUGCUUCCAUCGCCAACCGAGUGUCUGAAAUCGUGUACUCGUGGCCCCCACUAGAGGAGACCCAGGGAAGACGCUUCAAGUUCAAAGAUACUUUUAGAGCACAGGGUUUGCAGUUGCAGUCUGGACGCUCAGAACCUAGAGCUGCAACUUCUAAGAAAGAUUCAGAAGAUGAAAUAAUAGCCAAACUUGUUGAGAUACUGAAAUAUUCUGGGGACCAGUUGGAAAAACAGUUGAAGAAAGACAAGGACUUGAUGAGCAGCUUCAAGGAUGGGCUGUCCUACCCUGUUUUCAAGACCAUCACCGACCAGUUCCUAAAGUGUGUCGACACCAGAGGAGAAUCAGAAGCCAAAGCCCAAGGCUUCAAAGCUGCCCUUGCAAUAGAUGCCAUGGCCAAGCUCACAGCUAUUGACAACCACCCAAUGAACAGGGUUCUGGGCUUUGGAGCCAAGUACCUGAAAGAGAACUUCUCAUCCUGGGUCCAACAGCAUGGUGGAUGGGAAAAAAUACUCGGGAUAUCACUUGAAGAAGUAGACUGAAAUAUCAUCUGGAAUAUGUAUCGUUCAGUGGUUAUUCUAUGUACGUGGGUCUCAGCACAGGCCGGGAGAGAACAUUCAGAGGUGCAAGACAGAUGGAGCUCUGAGGUCAUUACUCCUGUGACUCAAGCAGCAUCAGGAGAAGCCUUGCUGUCUCCAGCACAGGGGACACAGUAGCACCGUUUUUUUUUUCAGGUCCUCCACUGAGUGUGUGAAGCAGCCUACGAUGAUUAGUGGUAAUUUUGCUUUCAAAUGUUCAAACAGAAACCAUCCUCCUGCCUCUGUUGGCUAUGUUAGAGAAAGUGUAUUCCCUAUGUCUGUUGACCUCAUGAGGGUGAAAUGAUAAACAGCUUGUGCUUACUGUUUUAGUUUCUAGGACUAUUUUUAAAAUACUUUGGACAGCCUAAUAAUGACGUUUUUAGCCUCCCCUUAGGAAUAUAUUGCUAUGUAUGUCAGUAGACAUAGCCUAACGAAACUCUGAAGUCCAUUGUUAUAUCCACUAGUUUGGGAAGUUAUAGUUGUGCAUGUCUUUUUGACCCAUUUUGUUGUUCACAGUUUGAAAAACAUCCAUUUGGCACAAAAACCAGAGUGCUCAUCACCUCCACUUUCUCCUGCAUGACUCGCCUCACUUCACAAGGUCUCUGGGACUUCCUUCAUUGUUCUUUGUGGUGGUGUAAUGAUGGGUAGCCGGAAAAAUAAAUGCACUGAAGCACUCCUGUUAAGACAGUAAUAUUCUGGUUAAGAUGAAUAGUAAGUAGUAGUACUAGGGUUUCUCUGGGGAUUGAUUAAUUUACAUGAAGUACU
Octodon degus (degu) is the source of this 1991-nucleotide messenger RNA. It is a transcript of the gene Bcl2l14, whose product is annotated as BCL2 like 14. Gene Ontology annotation, biological process: regulation of apoptotic process. The coding region runs from base 183 to 1190 and encodes 335 amino acids. The record is from RefSeq and is a predicted model, not a curated record. Lineage: Eukaryota; Metazoa; Chordata; Mammalia; Rodentia; Octodontidae. The transcript is spliced from 6 exons.